UCCCAACGGUUUCACUCGCUGCUCCUCCUCACAAACACGUUUGAAGUUUUCUUUAUCAUUCUUUCUUUCUCUUCUAAAACAUUUAGUCAUUAAUAAAUAAUAAUGCCCGGUAGGCAUAAGAUGAAGAAAGAGAAGAUUGAAGAACUGGUUGUUUGAGCUUCCCAUUUCACCAGAAUUGCAGGGAAGCUCUCAAUCCCAGAGGACAUAAUUACUAGGGUUUCGUCAUUCUUUUUUCUUUAUCCGCUCAAUGUCACUUUCGUAAAUAAUGGCAGCAAGUUCAAGAGGUUUUGCUGCUCCAGUUGAUCUCAAGUUCAGAAGAUUUGACGCUUCUGCUCCUCUACUUCACCGCACGUUGGAUUUACGGAAGAAGAGAGGAAGGUGCAGAGGCGGUGCUGAUGUACAUCGAUUGACUCAAAUCGGUUAUUGUACUUCAGACUCCAUCGCUCCGAUGUGGACUAAGUCCUGUUCGGGUAAAAGCGUCGACAAUGCUGAUGAAUGGCGGUUCAAGCGCUCUCUUCAUAGAGUCCGUGUCCAAGCAAUGCCUGAAUUGCCCUUCGCCUCGCCUCGAAGACAUGGUGUUUCCAAACUAGAAGAAUUCUAUCCCCGGUGUUGCCCAAGAAACUCUGGUCCACAAUCUCGUGAUACUCCACCUAAAAGAGACACUGGCAUCGCUAACGAGAAGGAUUGGGGAAUUGAUUUGCUGAAUGAAAACAUCAAUGAAUCGGGCACCAAUGAAGAUGGAAGUACUUGGCAUCGGGAAAGCAUAGAGGAAUUGGGGGAAAAUGGAUACAGAUGUCGUUGGACUAAAAUGUGUGGUCAAAGCUAUGAUGGUUCCUCACAAUGGAUAGAGACGUGGUGGGAGAAGAGUGACUGGACCGGAUACAAAGAGCUAGGGGUGGAAAAAUCUGGAAAAAAUGCUGAAGGGGAUUCAUGGCGGGAGACAUGGAAAGAAGUUCUUUAUCAAGAUGAAUGGAGUAACCUGGCAAGGAUAGAGAGAAGUGCACAAAAACAAGCAAAAUCAGGCACUGAAAAUGCUGGAUGGUAUGAGAAAUGGUGGGAGAAGUAUGAUGCAAAAGGGUGGACAGAGAAAGGAGCAUACAAAUAUGGUAGGCUCAAUGAGCAAUCAUGGUGGGAGAAGUGGGGGGAGCACUAUGAUGGAAGAGGAUCUGUCAUGAAAUGGACAGAUAAAUGGGCAGAGACUGAACUAGGAACAAAAUGGGGAGACAAGUGGGAAGAUAAAUUCUUUGCAGGCAUAGGUUCACGUCAAGGAGAAACUUGGCAUGUGUCACCAACUGGUCAUCGUUGGUCAAGGACAUGGGGGGAAGAAUACUUGGGAAAUGGAAAAGUACACAAGUAUGGUAACAGCACUACAGGCGAAAGCUGGGACAUUGUUGUAGAUGAAGAAACCCAUUACGAGACUGAACCUCAUUACGGAUGGGCGGAUGUUGUGGGCAAUUCAAGCCAGUUGUUAUCAAUUCAGCCUCGGGAGAGGCCACCUGGUGUAUACCCGAAUCUCGACUUUGGGCCACCACCACCACCUCAAGGAGAUGACUUGACAGACUCCGACUCAUCUUCCCCUUCGCAAUGACGAGCCACUUUACAUGUUCUGUAUUUUCUUCUGAGCAAUCACAUAUUUAUUGAACUCCAUUUGGUAAACAACUUCAUUGUAACAUAGUGGAACCAUUGAAUUUCAUUUA
This is a messenger RNA of Nelumbo nucifera (sacred lotus), 1697 nucleotides long. Its product is annotated as protein EARLY STARVATION 1, chloroplastic. Lineage: Eukaryota; Viridiplantae; Streptophyta; Magnoliopsida; Proteales; Nelumbonaceae. Gene Ontology annotation, biological process: starch metabolic process; regulation of starch metabolic process. Gene Ontology annotation, molecular function: starch binding. The record is from RefSeq and is a predicted model, not a curated record. Gene Ontology annotation, cellular component: starch grain; chloroplast stroma.